This is a messenger RNA of Didymodactylos carnosus, 555 nucleotides long. NCBI's taxonomy places the organism in Eukaryota, Metazoa, Rotifera, Eurotatoria, Philodinida, Philodinidae. The record is from the annotation of a GenBank genome assembly.
AUGGCGGGUUCGUCUGCAGCCACGCCAAAAUUAGUUGUUUCUGGAGAAUUUAAUCAAAAACCAUUAUCUGGUCCAUCAUCAUCUGAACAAUUUCAAAAAAAAACAAUAUCAGCAGCUGUAGCCUCUAGUAAUCAAAAGAAAUUAACAAAAAUUUUAUCGACUCAAACAAGUUUUGAAAGACAUCCACAAUAUCCUAUAUCAAAACGUUUUUCAAUUGAUGCUGAUCCAUCAUGCGUUAUUUUAAAUCAACAAUCAUCGUCAGAUACGUCCAAUCAUACAUCUACAUCUCUUUCGCAAACACACAAUAAUCAUCAUUCGUUUGAACAACAACAAUCAGAUGAACAACAUCAGAAGACAGGUGAUAAAUCGCCAACUGGUACAAGAAGUCCAAUUCGUUCACCAUCAUUUAUGAAAAAAUCUGAUAGUUUUCUUGAAAUACCAUAUGAAAAAGGAGAAAUUGUUGAUCUCAUUAAAUUAGCUGAUGAUCCAAAUGCCAUUUCUCAUUUGACCGAUGAUGGUCAAGAAGUUUUAAUUGAACAUGGAACGACAAAUUAG